Molecule: messenger RNA, 3827 nt
Organism: Tinamus guttatus (white-throated tinamou)
Lineage: Eukaryota; Metazoa; Chordata; Aves; Tinamiformes; Tinamidae
Biological process (GO): positive regulation of Rho protein signal transduction
Molecular function (GO): guanyl-nucleotide exchange factor activity
Source: RefSeq, a predicted model, not a curated record
UGUUAUAACCUAUGAUCACAGAAAGUCCUGGGCUUCAUAUUUCUCUGCUGUUGCCUGCGGGCUCCUCCAGAGCCAUGAAGAAGGGGAACUUGAGUCCCAACGUGAGAAGAUGGGUCUGCGCAUGGUGACUCGACCCAUGUGAGAGCUCUCUAAUGUGAGUACCCAGCAGCACACUUUGCUGUCUGUGGUCUGUGGACGUUGACUGGCAUCUAAGCGACACCCCAGCUCCCUCUUCUCCCCCUAGGCACCAGAGUCUUAGAGCCUCCAUGUUCAUUUGCUAUGACAUACAUCAGUGUUGAUGAGAGACAGGAAAACUGCCGGGUGAUCUUGAGCUGCCAAAAUAAUCAACUUUAUGUCCAGCAUGGCUUAAAGGAUUUUUCAGUUAGCAGCAUGCAUCCCCUAAAGAACUUAGACACUGAGAUUUUUUCUGGGGAGUUCCACACUCUAGACUCCUGCCACGCAGGCAAGGCACCUUUGGCCAAUCCUGUGGAACACCGGAUGUAUCGGAGCAUGGAGAAUCUUCACUGGGCAACAGUAGCUGAUUCUGGGCUGUAUUCUCACUGCCAGAGCCUAGAUAAUGAGAUCAUUUUCCACUAUAAAGGCACUAGGCAUUUGUCAGAAGGCUGUGUGGAUGCGACCGCAGUACAGAGCACUUCAGACUCUUUGAGGAAGCUUUCACUCUGUGCUAAACAGACAUCACGAUCGGCACAGAAUGUGCUCCUGCCUCCCUUUACCAAAGUGCCUCAGUGGCUCUUCCCUUCUGCAGAGGAUAGAGCGCUCCACCGGGAUGUCAAAAAAGAACUGAAGGAGAAGCUGAGGCUGCACAGCACCAAGGUGGCCGAGCCCAGCAAGCCAGUGCGCCCACAGGCAGCCCUGACUGACCUGAUGGCCCGGGAGUUCUUUGAAUGCCGGAUGUGCCAGCAGUACAGAAAUGGUUGUGCACUCAACUGCUGCACAGUGUUGGUAGAACACACUGCUCUCAGGCACAGCCUCACAGGGAGGCAGAGACUAUGUCUUGCACACAGAAUCACCAGUCCAGAAGACAUCAAGCAGGAGGCUAGGAGAAGGCUUCAGCUCCGAAGGCAGAACAGCUCCCCCAGUUUGCCCCUUCAAGACACUGGGAAAAGCCAUGAGAUGACCAAAGCCAGAACAGCAGAAUCCUUGGAACAAUGCAAUAGGGAAGCAGAUGUCAAAGUGACAUUGGGGCAGAGUCAGAAAGGCCGCUGCAAAGGGAGGCUUUACAUCCCCACCUUUGAGGAAUUCAAGCAGAUGAGAAGUAAGGAGGCAAAUUCAUCUGCCAGCAGCAGUGGGCUGACAAAGUGCUCAAAUAAGACACUUUGUGCAAGCAAGACUAUGGAGAAGGGGAACAAUAAGAAUGUCUGGCCAGAAGAUUUGGAGACCAAAGCUGUGAAUGAAGCCACUGUCACAGCAGAUGAGGAAGAUGAUGUGUUCCAUGAAAACCACUUCUCUACUAGCUUUUCCCACUGCCCAGACACAUCAGAUGGCUUUGAGAUGAACAGCUCUGAGGUGAAGGACAUGACCUACCAGAUCUCCAGUCCAGAUAGGUCCCCAGUCCCCAUUUGCUGUAGCCCAAUUCCACGAUCACCUUUGCAGGCAGUAGCAAUCCACAGGGCUGGGCAGGAGACCUUCAAUGAUGAGCAGCAGAAAGGCGAGACAAGACAAUUGAAUGAUGUCCUCCACCUUACAGGGCAGUCAAUACCUUCUGAAGCCCAGUCAUCUUGCUGUUCAUCGCUGCUGUUAGAAGCCACAGAUUUAUCCAGCUAUGGAGCUAAACUACAAAAAAUGAAGGAUGAAUUCAUAGGUUCCGCCCUGGAACUUAUUAAGAAAAGCUGCAAUGCCGAGACUGCUGCUAAAUCCGCCACCAAGGGACAGUGUGAUGUGAGGAAAGAGGAUCUCCGGCCUCCAGAAGACAGCCAGGAAGCCACAGCAAUGUCCAUGGCAACAGAGACCUGGGAGAACAAGCCAAGCAAUGAGGCAUCUGGCGAUGCUCAACCUGCAGGGAAUACCUCCAGUGCUGCCUGCCGCCGGUCCAGCUCUGACAUCAUCCACGAGAGCACGGACAGUGCCAAGGCGCAGCGGGAGUGCCGCCUGCGGCCGCAUUUCAGUGACCCCAUGCCGACAGACUCCGUGAAGAGAAAGCAGCUGGAGCUGAAGAUUGCAGCCGCCGCGCGGCAGCACGCGCAGAAGCGCCGGCAGGAGAGGGACUACGGUCCAGUGGUAGCAAAAGCCAACCUUGGCCAUGGUGGCAGCUUCGAUGAGACGCACCGUGCCCCACGUGGUUCCCUCCGCUCCAGGCACCACUGGAGCAAUGUCAGCAGCCUGAGCACAGACAGUGGGAUUGUUGGGGUGAACGAAGACCGGGACAGCCCAGAUGCCAGCGAGGGCACCCGGAUGAGGUCGACGGAGGUGGCCAGGGCAGACAGCGGCAUUGGCCAGACACCAGCCAGGAAGUGGAGGAACCGGGCGGCGGAGACACUGAGCUCCCUGCAGGCCUGGGAGGCCCACCGGCCCUGCACCGACUGUGGAGAGAGGGACCUGCCAGUGGAGACGGAUGUGCAGAACUGCAACCAGAGGCGGGCAGACCUCUGUGAGAAGUGCUGCAAGCGCAGGACGGAGCGCAAGGAGUCCGUGCUGGAGUUUGUCAAUACAGAGGCCAGCUAUGGAGAGGACCUGCGCAUCAUCAAAGAGGAGUUCUACCUCCCCAUGCAGGCGGCUGGGCUCCUGAGCCAGGAGCAGCUCCUCGGUGUCUUCAGCAACAUCCAAGAACUCAUCGACCUCAAUGAGAACUUCCUGGAGAUACUCCAGGAGGAGAUCGAUCGGGCUUUUGACCAGAGUGACGAAGACCUGAUGACCGUGUGCAUUGGUGAAAUCUUUCUGGAGUUUGUCAACAUGCUGCCAGCUUUUCAGACCUACUGUCUUCAGCAGUCCUCCUCUGUGAAUAUGCUGAACACACUGGAGAAGGAGAAGGAGUUGCUCAGAAUAUUCCUUAAUGUCUCUCAGAAUGACAACACAGCAUUGCGGCGGAUGAACCUGAGGUCCUUCCUGAUGGCCCCUUUGCAAAGAGUCACCAAGUACCCACUGCUGCUCAGUAGAAUCAUCAAGGCUACCACCGAGUACCACCCAGAUCAUGGCAGCCUGCGGGAGGCUAAGAGCCGUAUCGAAUCCCACCUGGAGCACAUCAACAUGAAAACCAAGCAGGAAGGGAACACAUGGACCCUGCGUUCUUUUCGCCAGGACAGCAAGAAGAAAAGAGAAGUCAUCAACAUUGAGAUGAGAGAAACUGCCCUCAAAACUGUAGGUUGGCUGCGGGAGGAGACACGAUUUGUGAUGGAAGGACCUCUGCAGCUGGCUCAACCCCCUGAUGGCCAGUGGGUGAAGAAAGGCAGCAAGACGCUGAAGUUCCAGAACAUGCAGGUCCUGCUCCUGGUGAACAUGAAGCGUGUAUCUGAGUCCAGCCUGGAAUCAGCCGAACCAGGGCCUGUGAAAGAUGCUGUGCUGGUGCUCAUCAGGGACAAAAAUAAUGGGAAGUUCCACUUGCUCAGGGAGCCCUUGAGGCUGAGUAAUUGCGUCGUCUCCACGGAUCCCGACUGUGAUGACACUUUUGAACUCAUUGAGAUCAGGCGGGAGGCGUUUGUGUUCCGGGACAGCGACCGGGCACGGACUCACCACUGGUUCAGGCAGAUCCGGCGCUACUCAAGGGAGCUGGGCUCCUGGAAGAAGCGGCGCAACGCGCUGCCCAACAUCAUGAUCAGCACUCCUCACACUCGGCCCUGAACCCGGGGCAGGCAGCACGCAGGAGAGACUCA